Melanotaenia boesemani (Boeseman's rainbowfish) is the source of this 1925-nucleotide messenger RNA. RefSeq names its product protein NipSnap homolog 2-like. Bases 57 to 917 code for a protein of 286 amino acids. Gene Ontology annotation, cellular component: mitochondrion. The record is from RefSeq and is a predicted model, not a curated record. NCBI's taxonomy places the organism in Eukaryota, Metazoa, Chordata, Actinopteri, Atheriniformes, Melanotaeniidae. The transcript is spliced from 10 exons.
CGGCCACCUGGCGGUCAUAUAAGGUAACUGCACCAGCUCCUUGAGCUCAGUUGAAGAUGGCGACUGGAGUCCUUCAAAGAGUCCGCGGAGCAUUGGGUCCGGCUCAAAGCAGGGCCCACUCGGCCAGACAGCUCGUGGGCUGGGUCAGAGGUUUUGCAACAUCCAGCAGCAGAGAUAGAGAAGACAGCUGGUUUAAGUCGCUGUUUGUGAGAAAAGUUGAUCCCCGAAAAGAUGCACACUCCAACUUGCUGACCAAAAAUGAGGAAAGCAACCUUUACAAAAUUCAGUUCCAUAAUGUCAAGCCAGAGUGCCUGGAUGCAUACAACAAACUCUGUGAGGAUGUUUUGCCCUCCAUCCAUGCUGAUAAGUACUACCCCUGUGAGCUGGUGGGAACCUGGAAUACCUGGUAUGGGGAACAGGACCAGGCUGUUCAUUUGUGGCGCUACAGAGGUGGAUACCCAGCUCUAACAGAGGUGAUGAACAAGCUCAGGCAGAACAAGGAGUUCAUAGCUUACAGGAAGGAGCGGGGAAAGAUGUUAUUGUCUCGCAGGAAUCAACUUCUGCUAGAGUUUAGCUUCUGGAAUGAACCUGUGCCACGAGAGGGCCCAAAUGUCUACGAGCUCAGAUCCUACCAACUCAGGGCAGGAACCAUGAUCGAGUGGGGUAAUUACUGGGCCAGAGCGAUCCGAUACCGCCAGAGCAACAGUGAGGCUAUAGGAGGGUUUUUCUCACAGAUCGGUAGUCUCUACAUGGUUCAUCACCUCUGGGCUUACAAAGACCUUCAGUCCAGAGAGGAGACGAGGAAUUCUGCUUGGCAGCAGGAAGGCUGGCAUGAAGCGGUGUAUUACACAGUCCCUCUCAUUCAGCACAUGGAAUCCAGGAUCAUGAUCCCAACAAAGGCUUCCCCGCUGCAGUGAAAUAAGAAGCUGGAAGCUAAAAUAAAGUGGCAUCCUUCAGAAUGUUACAUUCAUCCAAUGAGUCGCUGUCAUGGGUUCAACCUUCUCAAACACCCUUUUCUCUUUUCUCGUCUUUGCUUUAUUACUUGAAGUUGUCACUUGAACAACAGAGGCAACAAUGCCUAUUUCCUUGCAAUUAAAUAGUUACUGAAAGGUAGCAAGCUCUUGACCAUGCAAAAUUUUUCUUUUGUUUUUUGGGUUCUAAAACGCAACAAGUAAAUUUACCCAAUUAAAAACCUCCCGAUGGUGGUUAUGUGCAACAUCUUGUGCCACAUUAAAACUGGUCCAUGAAGAGAGCACAUCUAGUUUUGGAGCCAAAGUUAAAGAGCAGCUAUAUGGUUCGUUAGUGUGGGAACACUGGGGAGAAAUGGUCUGCUGAAGCUCACGGCUCAACACAGUGGCCAUUUAUUUAUUUAUUGUAAACUUAAAGCAAAUAGUGUUUGAAAUAUGCUGAGGACGUUUCAGUUUGAUGUAAGCAAUGCUAUUGCUGACUGAACUGAGAAAUCAUUAUUUAAACUGUUUGUCGCAAAUCAUGAUGACAAUAUGACACGGUGUAUAAUGCAGAGAAUAUAAUUUUAUAUUUGCUGUCUAUCAUAAAUGGAUGUUUUGUGGUGAACUCCUAAGCUGCUUCUCCUGGAUGUUCUUUUAUUCCCUGUCAGAGUAAUGUUAACAUUUCACGGUGCUGUGUUUGUAACUAUGGCUUCCACCUUUAACUUGUGACAGCAGCAUGCCCGGUUUUAAAUCUGUUUUUAAUCCAACAAUGUUUUAAUGGGGAAAAACAAUCAUACAGUAGUGUGGAAACAUGUUCAUACGUGAUCCAGUGAAGCUGGUUGAAGUGGGGACAGUCGUGCUGCUUUGUACUGUAAUAGAAUUUUUAAGGGAACCACAUUUAUGCCGUCUUUUUGUUGAGCUGGAACAAUGUUGAGAAAUGGACAAGAACGCCAACAAAUUAAAAUAAAUUUAAACAUC